Messenger RNA from Naegleria lovaniensis, 1083 nucleotides. RefSeq lists its product as uncharacterized. Gene Ontology annotation, biological process: proton transmembrane transport. Lineage: Eukaryota; Heterolobosea; Eutetramitea; Acrasida; Naegleriidae. The record is from RefSeq and is a predicted model, not a curated record. The coding region runs from base 1 to 1083 and encodes 360 amino acids. The transcript has 4 exons. Gene Ontology annotation, molecular function: proton-transporting ATPase activity, rotational mechanism. Gene Ontology annotation, cellular component: vacuolar proton-transporting V-type ATPase, V1 domain.
AUGGUUUAUUGGCUCGUUUCCGUUCCCUAUGAAGGUACAUCCGAAAGUGAUAGCAGCAAGACCUUCAAAUUCAUCAAAGACUCACUUCAACAUCAACAACGAGUUUGUGAAUGUAUUGAAUUCAAAGUACCAAAAUUGAAAGUAGGAACUGUGGAUCAAUUGUUACAACUUUCUGAUGACUUUAACAAGUAUGAUAGCAAUUGUGAACAAAUUACAAUGAAAGCAUUGAAGACUUUGGCUGAUGUGUCUGAAUUGACUGAAUCCAGUGAUUUUGUUCCUGAAGUCAUUCUCAAAGAAGACACUAGUGUUCCUGUUCAAACCUAUCUUGACUUUUUCCAAUGGGAUGAUUCUCAAUUUCUUAUUAACAAACCAAUUCGAGAAAUUGCAGACUCUAUUCACAAGAAGGCAAGCAAAUUGGAUGAAGAACUUCGUUUCAAGAUUUCUGAAUAUACUAAUUUGAAACAAAAUGUUCAACAAUUGGAACGUAAAACCAGUGGUAAUCUCUCAGUUCGUACAUUGGAUGGUAUCAUUAAGAAGGAACACGUAUUAGAGACUGAAUAUUUGACCACAGUGUUUGUAGUAGUCUCUAAGGCUUCUAUUAAGGAAUGGGAACAUGAUUAUGAGAAUUUGACUGAUAUGGUUGUUCCUGACUCUUCUGAAUUAAUUUAUGAAGACAAUGACUCGGCAUUAUUCAAUGUCGUGGUAUUGAAAAAGAUUGCUGAUGAUUUUAAGAGUGCAUGUUUGAAGAGAAAAUUUGUGGUUCGAGAGUUCUCAUACGAUGAAGAUAAGGCUAAUUUAUCACACAUGGAAAAGGAAGAAAUGGAUGAAAAGUUAAAAAAUACCAAAAAGGAAUUGUUGAUUGUAACUUUAUUGAAGAUUAAAAAGAAUGAAAAGAAGGUUCAUAAAUUCUUUAAGGAUCAUUAUGGACAUUUGGAAGAACAAAUGUAUGGUACUCAAGAGAAUGCAGUGGAUUUGGCUAGUAUGGGAAGUGCUGCCAUGAUGUUAAAUAAUUAUGGUAUGGAAUGGGCACCCUAUGUCUUGAUUACUAUUAAUACUUCAAAUCCUUUCCUUAAAUUGGAAUAA